UACAAAAAUGUUCAAAUUUUAAAGUACAAUACAAAUAAGGGUCUUGGUAUAAAUACAUACAUACAACUAAAAUACCGCGAAUAUAGUGUCCCUUUAAUUGAACGUCGCGCAUGCGUGGUACGGAAGUCUCGUGAUGACAGCGAAUGACAGCGGUGUUCGCCCGUUCAAUAGCCGAGCCAGUAUCAGACUGCUAACCGCCAUCAAACACUUCCUGUGACUCCGGUAAUCUUUGGAUCAACUGUAUUCGGAGAGGACACACGCGGUCAGUAAACGCCAAAUACAAGGGUUUUUUGACUCUCUUCCUGUCGGAGCUGGUCACGAUGGUGAAGCCAGACAUCCACACUCUGGCCCACCACCUGAAGCAGGAGCGGCUGUAUGUGGCAUCAGAGAGACAGCUCAUCCAGAGGCUCAACAGCGACGUGCUGAAGACCGCUGAGAGGCUGUACCGGGCAGCAUGGAUCGCCAAGCAGCAGAGGAUCAACCUGGAUCGUCUCAUCCUCACCAGUGCUGAGGCCUCUCCCGCUGAGUGCUGCCAACAUGCAAAGAUGCUGGAGGACACGCAGUUUGUUGACGGCUACAAGACGCUGGGCUAUCAGGAGACCAUCUACGGGGAGUUUUUGGCCCGGCUGAGGGAGAACCCCAGACUGGUAGCUUCGUGUCUGGUGGCGGGAGAGAGGCUGAACCAAGAGCACACCCAGGGGGUGAUCCACACUGUCUUUACCUCACUUUAUGGCAACUGCAUCAUGCAGGAGGAUGAGAGUUACCUGCUGCAGGUGCUGAGAUACUUGAUAGAGUUUGAGCUGAAGGAGAACGACAACCCUCGACGUCUGCUGCGGCGUGGCACCUGCGCCUUCAGCAUCCUUUUCAAACUCUUCUCCGAAGGCCUGUACUCGGCCAAGCUUUUCCUCACCGCCACCCUCCAUGAACCCAUCAUGCAGCUGCUGGUGGAAGAUGAAAAUCACCUGGAGACCGAUCCAUCCAAGGUCACUGAGCGCCUCACUCCAGCUCAGAGGGAACGUUUUGGAGAGAAGGGCUCUGAGGCCUACAGACAGAGGGUGCAGGCCGCGGUGGAAGCCAACGAAGGGAAGCUGGUCGCUCUGGUCAACAAAUUCAUUGGUUACUUAAAGCAAAACACCUACUGCUUCCCUCACAGCCUGCGCUGGAUCGUGUCCCAGAUGUACAAGACCUUGUCUUGUGUGGAGCGCCUGGAGGUGGGCGAGGUGAGGACCAUGUGCACAGACCUGCUGCUGACCUGCUUCAUCUGUCCAGCUAUCGUCAAUCCGGAGCAGUACGGCAUCAUCUCCGAUGCUCCCAUCAAUGAAGUGGCCCGCUUUAAUCUGAUGCAGGUGGGGCAGCUGUUGCAGCAGUUAGCCAUGGCUGAUGAUGAUGCUGAUCCAAGACGGAAGAGCAGUUUGUCAAAAUUCGAUAAGAGUUGUGUUGCUGCCUUUCUGGAUGUAGUAAUUGGAGGAAGAGCAGUGGAGACUCCACCCAUGUCCUCGAUGAACCUUCUAGAAGGCCUGAGCAGGACGGCCGUCUAUAUUACUCAUCAUCAGCUGCUAGCGUUGGUGGACUUUGUGCGGAGCGUGACUGCUGGGGACCACCUACGGGAGGAGGAGCACGUGGCCCUGGAGAACUUAGUGGCUAACGUGCCCCAGUCCAACACUGUGAAAAGCAACAGCCUGGAGCUCACACCGUCCAACACCCCGCAGCUGUCUCCUGCUACCACUCCUGCCAACAAAAAGAACCGACUCCCCAUAGCAAAUGCUCGUAGCCGCAGCCGUUCCAACAUAGCCCAGGAGGGGGAGGCAGAGGCAAGUUCACAAGAGUCUCUGCAGGAGCUGAUGCCAGAGGAGGUUAUGGUGAUUUCAAUGGGAACUGGUCCACAGAAUGUCCCUGGGAUGAUGUCAGAGAACGAGGUUUUGAACAUGCAGUUGUCUGAUGGGGCUCAGGGCGAAGGUCAUGCUGAUGAUAACAAACUGCACGGUAAACCAGACAAAACCUUGCGUUUCUCCCUCUGCAGUGACAACUUGGAAGGAAUCUCUGAGGGCCCGUCCAAUCGUUCUAACUCUGUGUCUUCCUUGGACCUGGAGGGAGAGUCUGUUUCUGAGCUGGGAGCUGGACCAUCAGGCAGCAAUGGAGUGGAGGCUCUGCAGCUCCUUGAACAUGAACAGGCAACAACUCAGGACAACCUGGACGACAAACUCCGCAAGUUUGAGAUCAGAGACAUGAUGGGUCUGACGGAUGACCGGGACAUCUCCGAGACGGUCAGUGAAACCUGGAGCACUGACGUCCUUGGAAGUGACUUUGACCCCAACAUGGAUGAAGAUCGACUGCAGGAGAUCGCAGGAGCAGCUGCAGAGAACAUGCUUGGGAGUCUGCUGUGUCUCCCUGGGUCAAGUUCAGUUCUGCUGGAUCCUUAUGGCUCCACCAUCUCAGAGACCACAAGUGAGGCCUGGAGCGUGGAGGUGCUGCCCAGUGACUCGGAGGCCCAAGACCUGAAACAGGAGGAGCGUCUGCAGGAGCUGGAGAGCUGCUCAGGAGUGGGCAGCACUUCAGACGACACGGAGGUCAGAGAGGUCAGCUCCAGACCCAGCACACCAGGCCUCAGUGUUGUUUCAGGUAUUAGUACAACCUCAGAAGACAUCCCCAACAAGAUUGAAGACCUGCGGUCAGAGUGCAGCUCAGACUUUGGAGGAAAAGACUCUGUGACCAGUCCAGACGGAGAGGAGUCUGGCCACGGAUCACACCACCUGACUUCUCCACCCUCACAGGCCGAGUCCUUGUUGGCCAUGUUUGAUCCCCUCUCCUCUGCUGAAGGCUCCUCCACUGGAACUAUAGUGAGACCCAAAGUCCAUUACGCCAGACCCUCUCACCCUCCACCUGACCCUCCCAUCCCUGAAGCCAGCGCCCUAGGGCAGGAGACUCGCCACUCUCUCUUCGCUCCUCACUGCCUGGCCCAGGCCGAGCUGGAACACAAGCAGCGCCACUCGUUCCCUGACCGGCUGGUCCGCAGUCGCAGCUCUGACAUCGUGUGCCCGGGCCGGCGGCCUACGAGUGACCCUGGCCUGAACCGACGGGUAGCGGUCGAAGAUCGUGACCCAGCGGGCGCGUUCGCCUUAGGACCUUCGUCGUCCCCGAGCAAGGACUCCUUGAAAGGAGAGGUCGAGGAGAGGAAAGACAGUGAUGACGAGAAGUCCGACCGCAACAGGCCGUGGUGGAAGAAGCGUUUUGUGUCAGCCAUUCCCAAAGCUCCAAUAGCAGCAUUUAGAAAAAGGGACAAACUGGAGAAGGAUGAUGUCUCCCAGGAGCGUAGUACUCCUCAAGACGACCUCAUGGUCAAACAGAACAGCCAAGCACAGGCAGCCGAAGACAUUCUGGACAAGUACAGGAACAUCAAGAGACCGAGUCCAGGUGAUGGCGCUGCAGCCAGCGCCUCCUAUGACAGUACAGGAGAUCUUUGUGUUGAAGAACACUUGCACGACUCUCCAAGAGAAGACGCUCUGCAGAACAUUUCCACGGAUGAUCUCCCUGAUUCAGCCAGUCAGACAGCACAGCAGCACGACUCCAAGUUCUCCUUCAGUGAUGCAAAGAAGAAGUUGAGGUUGGCGUUGUGUUCUGCUGACUCUGUGGCGCUGCCCAUCAUGGCUUCUGCAGCCACACGGAACGGCCUUCCUGACCACACAGAUCCUGAAGACAAUGAGAUCGUCUGCUUCCUGAAGGUCCAGCUAGCAGAAGCCAUAAACCUCCAGGAUAAGAACCAGAUGGCCCAGAUCCAGGAGACCACACGCUGCGUCAGCCGCUUCGAUGCACGCACCUGCAGGAAACUGCUGGCUGCCAUCGCUGAGGAUUACAGGAAGAGGACUCCGUACAUAGCCUACCUGACCAGGUGUCGUCAGGGUCUGCAGACGUCGCAGGCUCAUUUAGAGAGGCUCCUGCAGAGGGUGCUGAGGGACAAAGAGGUCGCAAACCGCUACUUCACCACCGUAUGUGUCCGACUACUUCUUGAACACAUGGAAUCCAAGAUGCUUGAUUUUAUCAAAGCGUUCCAGGUUUGUACGGCAGCAGAUGACAAGACGGCAGCAGUGGAGGACUUUCUACGAUACUUGUACGGAGCGAUGGCCCGUGAUGCCAUUUGGCAGUACGCCAGCGAGGACCAGCUGCAGGACGCCCAAAUGGCCAUCGAGCGCAGCGUCAUGAACCGCAUCUUCAAACUGGCCUUCUACCCCAACCAGGACGGAGACAGUCUCAGAGACCAGCUUUUCCAUGAACACAUCCAGAGGCUCACCAAGGUCGUGACUGCCACUCACAGAGCACUUCAAGUGUAUUUGAAGGAAGCUCCGUGGCCUUCAGCCCAGUCUGAGAUCAGAAGUAUCAAUGCGUACAAGACACCGCGGGACAAGGUUCAGUGUAUACUGCGCAUGUGCUCCACCAUCAUGAACCUCCUCAGUCUGGCCAACGAAGACUCCGUACCUGGAGCAGAUGACUUUGUCCCUGUGCUUGUUUUUGUCCUCAUUAGGGCAAACCCGCCCUGCCUGCUGUCCACCAUUCAGUACAUCAAUAAUUUCUACGCCAGCCGGCUGAGCGGGGUGGAGUGCUAUUGGUGGAUGCAGUUCACCGCCGCCGUGGAAUUCAUUAAGACCAUCGACGACCGCAAGUGAAGCAGAACAGCCACCUGUAUGGGC
Messenger RNA from Cynoglossus semilaevis (tongue sole), 4682 nucleotides. It is a transcript of the gene gapvd1, whose product is annotated as GTPase activating protein and VPS9 domains 1. Gene Ontology annotation, biological process: vesicle-mediated transport; regulation of GTPase activity. The record is from RefSeq and is a predicted model, not a curated record. Gene Ontology annotation, molecular function: small GTPase binding; guanyl-nucleotide exchange factor activity. NCBI's taxonomy places the organism in Eukaryota, Metazoa, Chordata, Actinopteri, Pleuronectiformes, Cynoglossidae. Gene Ontology annotation, cellular component: cytosol; endocytic vesicle.